Erpetoichthys calabaricus (reedfish) is the source of this 1224-nucleotide messenger RNA. RefSeq names its product thiosulfate:glutathione sulfurtransferase. NCBI's taxonomy places the organism in Eukaryota, Metazoa, Chordata, Cladistia, Polypteriformes, Polypteridae. The transcript has 4 exons. The record is from RefSeq and is a predicted model, not a curated record. The coding region runs from base 40 to 573 and encodes 177 amino acids. Gene Ontology annotation, cellular component: mitochondrion. Gene Ontology annotation, molecular function: thiosulfate-cyanide sulfurtransferase activity.
AAAAGUUUCCCGAUAGACCUUCACGCUGCGUCUUGUGCCAUGCUCAUACGGUGGGUGCUUUACAUAUCAGAGAUGCUGGUUCUUCGGAAGCUGCUGGUCUUAGGUGGCGAUGUCUGCACUCGCGGCCCGUCUUUGGGGUGCAGAACGUGGUAUACCUUUUCCCAAGCAGGUUAUUGUUCCAAGUCCGAGCAGAGUCCGGCUGCGGGGUCAGAUAAAGUAGUUUCCUAUGAGCAGCUAAAAAGGAUGCUGGCAAGUCACAAUGUCCAGCUGUUUGAUGUUAGGAACCCGGAGGAAUUCCAAGCAGGAAGAAUACCAGGAUCAACUAACAUUCCUUUGGAUAUUCUAGAGGAGGCUUUGAAGUUGGAGAAUGUCAUGUUUAAGAAAUCUUUCAACGUGGAAAAGCCUGCUGUCAGUGAUGACAAUAUUGUCUUUCACUGCCGAUCUGGAAAGAGAAGUUUUACUGCCCUCGAGACUGCAAUUACCUUUGGCUAUUCAAGGGCUCGCCAUUAUGGUGGAGGCUACCUAGAGUGGGAAGAGAAGGAAGGGUUAACUUCACCAAAUCCACAGUCUUGAGUCACCUGUGAGAUUCUGAGAAAGAGGAAAUUGUGGCCACCAGGGAGCGCGCUAGUGCCCCAAAUCCAACACAGACAGACGUGAACACAAGUUCAGCACAACACACCUUUUAUUCAGCUGUGGGAAACACUUUACAACCAUUUUCCACAAAGCACUAUACUAAAGCACUCUUUGUCUUUUUUUCUUUUCUUCUCCUUGUCUCUUUGUCCACCUUCACUCCUCCUCCAGUAAGCCUUGUCUUCCAACUCCUGACUCUGGCUUCGUGAAUGAAGUGAGGUGGUCCCUUUUAUGCUGCCCCUGGUAGCACUCCAGUUGGCCCAUUAGCAUGAACCGGGAGCCUCAUAAAAUAGGGUUGUCACUUCCUGCAGCACCCCAUGGUGGUACCUCCCAGCAUGCCCUGUGGUAAUGCGGGCUGCUGUAGGAACCUAGGGGGGCUGCCACUUAGUACUCCAGGGGAGGUAGGGCCCUGUACCUGUUUUCUCCCCCAGUUCUCCCACUAUUGAAGCAUCCCAGAUGGGUAAGGGCCCCCAGCCAUCCGCCACAACAUGCAUUCACUUACUCUUUGAUUAUUAACAAGAACAUUAUAUUUAUCUCUGUAUCAGCACUGCAUCUUUAAGAUUUUAUUAAUAAAUAAUGCAGUAUAUUUUUAAA